GACGGUAAACAACAAGGGACAUUUCGCGUUUUGCACACACGUGAAACACAUGAAAACACGAGAAAAACGUUUCGGUUAAUAAACGUGUUUUUUAAUAAGAAAUGAGCCUUGCAAUGGAUACCAGACACAAACCAGCAGUAGAUGACGAUCAUUUGUUCCUCGAUGAAGUUCUGAAUAAGUUGUAUGAUUUUGGUGAUGGGGCAGGAAAAACUAAAUCAACGAAAUCACGGAAGAGGAAGAUCAGUUCUAUUAAAGAAGAUGAGAACAAUAUUGAGGAAAACACAGCUACUGUCAAUGUCUCAGACGCUACAGUGUGUGAAAACACAGCAUCUGUAAGUCAACAGUCAAACGUGGAGGUUGUUACAUUUAUUGAUCCUCUGAAGAAGAACAGACCAUCAAAACCUGUUGAACCAGUGCAGAAGCUUCAGACCCAAGAUGACAAAGAAAAGAAGAAAACAGACUCGGAUAAGAAACUUACAAUAGAAAAGGCACGCUUUGAGGUUCAUCGGUUUGGACUCUCAGGAUAUCAGAAAGAGCAGCAGAGGGUUUUCGAGCAGGACAGAGCCAUCAUGCUGGGAGCAAGACCCCCCAAAAAGCAGUAUGUUAACUACAAAGAGUAUCAACAACAAUUAAAAGAAAAGAAGUUGAAAGAGCAGGAGGAAGCAAAAUCUGAGGCCCAAAAUAAAAAGAGGAAAGCAGGAAAAACAAGGAUUUCAAAAAGUAAACCAUCUUCUGGUGGACAGCUUGGAGGACAGGUUGGACGCUUUAAAAACGGCAUGCUGGUCUUGAGCUCCAAAGACAUUCAGAAAGUUAAUGUUAAAAUAAAAAAGUAACAGUGACUCUUUCAUUAUUUAUGUCAUCUAAAUCUUCAGAAUCCAAGUCACGUUCUGGGGGCAUGAAUAUUAGAAAUGUGUUAAAGUCCCCCUGUAGUGGAUAAUUGUAUCAUUUAAAGCACAUAAACAUAAUAGCACAUAUAAAAGUUUUUCCUGUGACAGUCAUUUCUUCAUGUUUGUAACUUUACACCCGUUCCUCAUUUAGUAACUCAGAUCAAAAAAUAUGCAAAUGAGUCCCCACCUCUAUGCAAUCACAUAAGCUUGGACCAUAGAUAUAAAUGGACAUAGAUGCGACAUUCAGCAGUUUCAGCACGUAGCUGCUAAGUCCGGAUUCACACAAUGCAUAUGUGAGCUGCGCAAAUAUUUUUCAGCGUUUAUGUUAACAGGUUAAAGCACUCAGAAUGCAUGUGUGCUGUGAUCGUUUCAGUGCUAAGUCUAUGGGGCAUCCAUACAUAUCUGUGGUUCAACCUAUUUAUUCAUUUGUUCAACUGUGUUGAUGUGAUUGGUUGCAUGUUUCUGACAAACUGCUUUUGAGAUUGUCCAAUUUAUGGAGAAAAUACUCAGCAAUGGUUUUAAACUUACACAUGGUUUGUCUUAAAGUAUGCCAAUAACACCACAUAGACAUAUAAACAACAAUAACAUAAAAAAUAAAUUCACCACAGAGAAUGAAACUGGACUGAAACUGUGGCAUGUUAUGAGAGAUGUGUUGUUAUUUUAAGAUUCUCCAUCAGGAGUAACCUGGGUUAUAUUGUAAUAGCACAAAAACUUUUUUUUUUAAAGAAAGAGUUUUGAAAGAAAAGCACAGACAAGACUCUUAUUGAUCUGUUAUUACAGUUUUAUUGUUUAUUAAAAGGGAAAAACACGUUUUUCUUCCACACUAUGCAGUAAGAAAAGAAUGUCAUAUACAAUGUAUUUAUAUAUACAAGACAUCACAGCAGGAAAAGAUCAAAGCAGUAAAAGUAAACUCAUGGUCACAUACAGUAAAAGAGCACCAAACACACACACACAAUAUUUCCAUUCAGGAUGAUGUCUAGGUUACCCCAGCAGCAGGUGUUGUGUGUGUUUGAUGGAUUAAAGGAAAGACUUGUCUAAGAGAAAGCUUAUCUUUCCAUACAGUUCUUCAUUAUGUUGAACCCUAACUAAUGUACAUCCAGAUUGCUUGUAUGUUGUAUUUAUAAAAAUAAAUCAUUUUUAAAUGCU
Molecule: messenger RNA, 2033 nt
Organism: Paramisgurnus dabryanus
Lineage: Eukaryota; Metazoa; Chordata; Actinopteri; Cypriniformes; Cobitidae
Gene: fsaf1
Product: 40S small subunit processome assembly factor 1
Source: RefSeq, a predicted model, not a curated record